This is a messenger RNA of Knipowitschia caucasica, 249 nucleotides long. The record is from the annotation of a GenBank genome assembly. NCBI's taxonomy places the organism in Eukaryota, Metazoa, Chordata, Actinopteri, Gobiiformes, Gobiidae.
AUGUGUCCCGUUGGAGUCUUGCACCACGCCAAGUCCCCACUGGUUCUGUCCGUAGAUGAAGGGGACUCUGGUGUGGGAGACGAGUCCAUCUCCAUGUCCAUGUCGUCCCUGUCGCUGUCUGUGUGGCUCAUGUGCUGCACCAUGGUGCUAAAAACUGCCGGUGCGGCUGAACUCUCGCCCGGGAACUUUGAGCUGUCGCCGCUGUGGGCAGAGCGAGUCCCUUAUGUGAACCUGGCUCUGUGCGCGUGA